AUGAUACAAUAUACACAGGCCGUGUUUAAAAACUAUAUGAACUCUUUUGAUGAUAAUGGGCCCUCGUGCUUUUCAAAUUAUAUCCAUUCUUUGGUAGGUGGUUUCAAGGAAGAAAACUCUUGUUAUUUCAACUAUACGCCACGUCUCGAAAAUAAUAGUAGUAAAUUUCCAGAUUAUCCAAAAGAAAAUUCUCAAUAA
Dictyostelium discoideum AX4 is the source of this 198-nucleotide messenger RNA. RefSeq lists its product as hypothetical. The coding region runs from base 1 to 198 and encodes 65 amino acids. The transcript is spliced from 2 exons. The record is from RefSeq and is a predicted model, not a curated record. Lineage: Eukaryota; Evosea; Eumycetozoa; Dictyosteliales; Dictyosteliaceae.